Messenger RNA from Seminavis robusta, 721 nucleotides. The record is from the annotation of a GenBank genome assembly. NCBI's taxonomy places the organism in Eukaryota, Bacillariophyta, Bacillariophyceae, Naviculales, Naviculaceae.
ACGAUCCCGAUGAGCCAUUGUGCCAAAUUGGAAUCAUGGGAGCUUAUUACAUGAGGAUUGGUCCUGGAAACAACGCCCCCUCCUCAAUGCCACCAAUGCUUACACACGCCAAGUGUUUAUUAGGGCCCUUGAUGAGGGAGACAUGUUGCCAGAAGCUAGACUUGAGGCUUUGAGGGUGUUCAAAGAGUUCUUGGAGAAGCCCGAGAACAACCAGUAUGGUACCAAAGUUUUUAUUGAACAACCUGGAUGGGAUUUAACUCCCCUUGAAGGUCAAGACCUUCGCAAAAUGGAUCACAUUUUGCAGUACUCAGAGAUUGUCAGGAUCAUUCGAGAUGUCUUUGACAAUGUUGGGCCUAACUGGGCUGCCAACGAUGCCAACAAGGCUGAUGCUGAUGCCUUCUUCACACCUGGUUUGAUCCCCUAUGCAGCCCAUCGUGAUUUGGGGUACCCUGUGGAGCUUGUUGUCCAGGAGCCUCAGCGUGUGGAACAAGCCCAGGCCAAUGGAGAAGCACAGGCCAACGAAGAAGAGCCUUAAAAAGGCAAUCAUGCGACUGUGCAGGAAUUGAAAGAAGUAAGUGAGAUGGAGAAGUAGAAAUGAUUUAUGUUAACUUUGGUUUGUGAGUAACCGUGAUGUGUCUGCCAAGAAAAAUAUUUGUUUGAGUGUGCUUUGACUACUGAAAAAGAGCUGUCUAGUUAGAUAGUACAGGCAAUAACUAGUAGG